AUUUUUGAUUCUCUUUGCAUAUUGCAAUCCAGUUAUAUUCUUGCCAAGGAAAAAGAGGUUCUUGUUCGGAAGGUGAAAAUUUCAGAGCUGAAAAUUGAUUAAUUGGACUGUUGGGCACCGUGAGAUCGCAGGAGAAGAGGAAUGGGGUAUGUGCUGCGAGUCAGAUUUGCGUCGUUCUUCACGGGCGCCGCAGUAGCUUCCGCCGCGGGUCUCUAUGUUCUCCAGAAGGAUUACAAGAUUGCCCACCAGGGCAUUUCUGAACAGGUGAGUAGUCUUUAUGAAUCUCUGGACCGACGUGUAUCAGCAUUGGAGAAGUUUAAAGAAGUUGAGGCUUCAAAGCCUGUCGAGACUGCUGACUAGAAAUUCUGCUGUACGUUUGUCUUUCUGAGAUGUUGUAGUUCUUUUUUUUUUUUUUUCUUUUUUUUCCUUGGCAUGAGAUUUAGGUUUAGCUCCCUGAAAAAUUGCAACUCCAGCCUUCAAAUGGCAUUCGUGUUCCUUAUAACAGAUGAGAAAACAUGUCCUGUUUUGUCACUGAGCUGCUAAGAAAUGUGGAAUAAAUGGUGAUUUUGCAACUUGGGAUGCUAUAGUAGAAAUAUA
Sesamum indicum (sesame) is the source of this 597-nucleotide messenger RNA. Its product is annotated as ABC transporter A family protein. NCBI's taxonomy places the organism in Eukaryota, Viridiplantae, Streptophyta, Magnoliopsida, Lamiales, Pedaliaceae. The record is from RefSeq and is a predicted model, not a curated record.